AUGGGUGGAGCAGGCUGGUUGUUCUUGUUUGCGGUCCUCAUGGCCGCUGGUCUUUUGUUUUGCAUGGUGUUCUUUAUCAUAAUGUUCUCUGAUUUGGAGUGCGACUAUAUUAACCCUAUCGACCUGUGCAACAAACUAAACCAAUUUGUUCUCCCCGAGAUUGGUGCACAUACAAGUCUGGCUACAUUAUUCCUGCUUUCUGGCCAAUGGAUUGCUUUCUUGCUCAACGCUCCACUGGUUGUUUACAAUGUCCACAAAGUUCAAACCAGGGGGCAUAUGUACGAUGCGACAGAGAUAUUCCGCUCAUUAUCAAGACACAAGCAGGAGACAUUUAUCAAGCUUGGAUUUUACUUGCUGUCGUUCUUCUACUACCUGUAUAGAAUGAUUGUUGCUUUGAUUGCAGAAAGCGAAUAG
Messenger RNA from Psilocybe cubensis, 414 nucleotides. RefSeq lists its product as uncharacterized. Bases 1 to 414 code for a protein of 137 amino acids. The transcript is spliced from 6 exons. Gene Ontology annotation, cellular component: endoplasmic reticulum membrane; COPII-coated ER to Golgi transport vesicle. Gene Ontology annotation, biological process: endoplasmic reticulum to Golgi vesicle-mediated transport. NCBI's taxonomy places the organism in Eukaryota, Fungi, Basidiomycota, Agaricomycetes, Agaricales, Agrocybaceae. The record is from RefSeq and is a predicted model, not a curated record.